AUGCAAAAGUACCAAUCCCGCAACGUCCUUGGCCUCGCUAUAUUCCUCGUGUCAUGUAGCGCAUGCAUCGGCAAAAAAAGAACACAAGAGACUGCUUCAACGCGAUCGCAAAUUUGCGCCACGCUGACUCAAUCGCGUCGCCAUGCACGCACUCAAACCCUGCAUCGCACCAUCAUCCUCACGACUCUUCAACACAAUUGUCGUUCACCGACGACAACAUGUAGCAAAGCGAAAUUCUUCACGCGCAAAACUUGCAUGACCGUGACAUCGUUGACCAAAAAAAAAAAAAGUGCGGGGAGCUCUCGAAGAGGUGCGGGGUAA
Messenger RNA from Colletotrichum tamarilloi, 321 nucleotides. RefSeq lists its product as uncharacterized. Lineage: Eukaryota; Fungi; Ascomycota; Sordariomycetes; Glomerellales; Glomerellaceae. The record is from RefSeq and is a predicted model, not a curated record. The transcript has a single exon. Bases 1 to 321 code for a protein of 106 amino acids.